GCUUCUAAUAAAAUACGGGUACUUUUCAAAAAAAUAUAUUUUUUUAAUUUAAUUCACAAGAUUUUUUAUGAAUUUAUAUGAUUAUUACCAAAAUUACAAAGGCCACAUGAUUUACCUUUUUGCUUGUGACUCACACAUGGAUAGUAUUAAAGGGAGCCAUUAAUUAUAACCAUUCAAGAUUAAAUUAUAAUUGAAAACUAUCAGUUUUAAUAUUUAAUAGGCUUUUAAAAAAAAUACAACAUCUUUUAAUUUAAGUGAACUUAAAACAAUCUUCACAUAAACCCACUGUAAUAAAUGUGAAAUUUAGCUGUGCCUUUAAAGUCAUCAUGAAAUCAAAAUUGACACUAUUUACUUUGUUAGUGCAUAUUACUAGUCUUGUGUUGAACAAUUAAUCUGCGCAAGUUAAUACACAGAAAAAAAAAAUUGUGUCGUGGUAAUCUUUAAUCAAAAUCUGAAAAGUUACUUCCGUCUGGAAUGGCGUUCCUUCUCUGAUGAAGUCAGUUUGACGGCUUGGUUUGAAAACGCUUAAACCACUCCCCUCCAACCGUUAGUCUGCUAUGAGCCAGAGAUGGAGAGGAGGAACACUAAAGUAAUUCAAUAUUUCAUUUCACUUGGAAAUACAGUAUGUCACAACACUGGAGAAAAGUUGUUUGCAACUUCCGGUUCACAGGGACUUUAAUAUAUCAGGGCUCAAUGCUAAGGUUUUUUUUUUACUGGCCCAGGCGGUUCAAGAUUUUUACCUGCCCAGCUAAAAUGCACAAAAAAGCUAUUGUUUUCAUUGUUUGGCCCAUGUAACCUUGUAAAUUUUUUAAAGACUGCUUAGUUGCCUAUCAAAUAUCUGUCUAUGAGGCAAAAUCAAAAUAUUUCUCAAACAUGGCUCAAACAUAGGCCAAAAGUACUCUCGAAAACCAUAAAUUCGGCUCUUAUCCCUGUUGUUUGUUCAGUUCCUGUUGUAAAUCUUGAGACAUGCACACAAUUUUCUGAAUUUUUUGUUAAAAAAAAUACAGGAUAUUAGAUCAUACCUCUCUCCACCUGACAUAGACCACUCUCAAAUGUCCCUUCCAUCCAAUAGCUUUACAAACUUUCAACCAGUGACCUCACCUCAAUUACUCAAAAUAAUUUCUCAGAUGAAACCUACAUUCUGUCAAUCAGAUGUAUUGCCAGGUCGUCUGUUUAGAGAGGUUUUAGACACAAUCAGCCCCAGCCUCUUAAUUAUAAUAAACAGCUCCUUAAUAAACAGGGUAUUUCCAGAAAGUUUUAAACAUUCUAUCGUACAGCCCCUAUUGAAAGGACCUUAUCUUGACCACACCGUGCAUAACAACUACCGGCCUAUCUCUAAGCUCCCAUUCAUUUCAAAGGUUUUGGAAAAAGUUGCACUCUUACAGUUUACUUCGUACCUGGAUACUUUUAAUAUUUUAGACCCAUUCAGUCUGGUUUUAGAGCAUUUCAUAGCACUGAAAGCAUUGCUGAAAGUCACGAAUGACAUUUUGCUGUCUAUCAAUUCUGGGUCAAUUCUAUCAAAAUUCUGGGUCUUUUGCUAUCCUUAUUCUUUUAGAUUUGAGUGCCGCAUUUGACACUAUCGACCAUGACAUUGUUCUGAAGCGUCUUGAGUGUGUUGUUGGAGUCCAGGGCCUAGCUUUACAGUGGUUUGCCUCAUACUUAAAGGGGAGGCCUUUGUCUGUAAAUAUCGGGUCAUUCACUUCACCCUCCGUGUCUAUCUAUUGUGGUGUUCCACAGGGAUCCAUUUUCGGCCCUCUUUUAUUCUCCCUACAUACUCCCUUUAGGCUCGAUAUUCCAGAAAUAUAACAUACAGUAAAUUAUCAUUGUUACGCUGACAACUUCCAACUAUAUCUUCCAAUCAAACAAGGAAAUGACUUUUCAUUAGAUCAUCUCUUCUCAUGCCUCAAUGAAGUCAAGACCUGAAUGACAAAUAACUCAUUGCAACUGAAAGAAAAUAAAACGAAGUGCUUCUACUGGGUCCUGCUGCUACCAACAACUCCUUUAAAAUACAGUUAGGUUCCAUACACAACAACCUGCAGAAUCAUGUAAAAAAAUCUUGGUGUCUGUUUUGACCCUCUUUUCCAAUUUGACAAGCACAUAAAUGCAGUUGUAAAGAGUAGCUUUUUUCAACUCAGAUCCAUAGCAAAAGUAAAAAAAACUUUCUUUCUAGUAAAGACCUUGAAAUUGCACUAAUUUAUUCUGGAUUAGACUACUGUAACUCUCUGUAUGUUGGCCUACCUCAAUCUACACUGUCUCGGUUAAAGAUAAUUCAGAACUCGGCAGCCAGAUAGUUGACAGGAACUAGGAAAAGGGAUCGUAUCUGCCCUGUCCUUCCUUAGAGGAAGGAUUUAUCACACUGCUUAAUGCCUAACAUUUUCAGCCACAGAUGCCUCUCCAUCAUCACAAUUUCCCCUUGCUCUGGUCCAGGUCUUUUAGUAGAUUGGCUUGAUAGGCCUGCAACACUGCCAUGGUUUGCAGGGCCUCAACAGCCUGACCUGCCACCGCAUAUGCCUUGCCUACAAGGCAGAGUUUUAUCUGCCAUUUCUUGGAGGGCAAGACAGGAGCCUUCAGUGAGGAUAUUGACCCAGGGAAGAGAUAGUCAGCAAGGUUCUCUUCUACUCAGGGCAUCAUCAUGUAUCCUUGCUAGCACAGUCCCUCCACAUUUGAAUAAUUUAAAUGAACAGAGGUGACUACACAAAUGAAAUAUGUAUUUCUCCAUGAGCCAGACACAUCAGUGUGCAGGUCUGGAAAAAAUGGGAGGCUCACCGGAGGGAGCCUUCACCCUAGCUAACCCUUAUGACCUAUCCAGAAUUGCUCAUCUAAAUGGCCACUUCCUGCUUUACACCAGACCAGUUUUGACUCAGUCUGGCCAUAGUGCCAGUCAUAAGCUCUACCAACACUUCAUAUGCGGGGCUAGCAGAGGAAGAAGGGAACUUGCUUCUACUGUCCGCACCAAUAGCACGCUCUCAGCCAAGUUGGAAGAGGCCACAGAGUGAGCUUCCGGAUCUGGCAUGAAAGCCACGGAGCUAGCAAGAGAAGCCUGUGAAAGAGAACCCCCCUUGAGCUCCUAUGCGAGCUCCAUCUGUGAUCUCCAUGAAUAUAGCGACCUCACUGUCUCAGCAGACAUGGGGCCAGACCCAUAAGGCACAGACACUUGGCUCCCAUCUCUCGUGGAGAGAGCCAAGUGGGAGCAGAACUUCAUCACUGUGAACUUAUCACAGUUCACAGAUUGACAUGAUUUCACACGUGCUUCCACAUCUAAAUAAUAAUGUUUGGGACGUCAUGUAAAAUAUUUAUAUUUAACAAUGCAUCUUAGAUAUGCCAUACAAUAUUUAAAUCAUUUUUUUUUUAAUUGUUUAUUUUGUUUAUACUUAAUAGUCCUAAUUUUGAAACUUGUGUUGCAGUAGAGACAGAUAAACUAGAAAAUUCUUUGAAAGUCUAAAAUGUGUUGUCAUUAGUAUGCUGAUUUUCAAAAGACAGUACUUGUUUGAUAUUGGCAAAAUACUGUACACAAUGUGGAGAUUCAGGAGUGAUAAACACAUUUAAAUACAGGAGUGAAUGUCCUAAAUUAUUUCUGUGUAAACAUGGAACACUACUCACUCCCAGAAUUGCUAUGAUUGACACAGUGAUAACUGUAAUGUUUUUGCAUCUUGUUUUUGGUAUCUGCUAUUUUUGUCCAUAGCAAUAUUACAGUGACCAAUGAAUCAUUAUGUUCGGCAUUGACACAUGCAUCAUUUUAUAUAUUGUUUAUUUUAUCAUUAAUUCUAUGAAGGUUCAUAAAGUGACCCAUGUUAUGGAGCUCAUAAAGUGGGCAGUUGCAGGUCACAGUAGUUUGGCUUUUGUCACUUACUUCAAUAAAAGUAAGUGACAGAGAUCAGAUAGCGGGCUGAAACAAAGUCCAAUUUCCACUGUAAAUAAUUUGGAUAUAUUAGGGUUUAUUUUAGACUUGUUUUUAUUUUUCUAGCAAUAUCUGGCAAUGUUGUCUCUUUAGAUCCUAGACCACAGGGCUGAGGGCUGAUGAGAGCAGCUGUGGAAAGAGACAGACCUGUGUCAAAAUCUAUGAACAAGAGGUAAACAAAGACUUUAGAAUAAGCAGGUCAGAUCAAUUCCUGAACCGGGGAAUGAGUGAAAGCAAAACAAUACAGCAUCUACUUCACAGACUUCAUCUUGAAGGCAGACAACAGAAUACACUGAGAGCUGCAGAUGUUCUUCAGUUAACUAAACAUUCAUUACAGUCCCAUGAGUCUUGUGCUGAAGAGGAGCUGAUUCAGACUUUCCUACAAAAACUACUGAUGAUGGAUUACAGAGCAAGAUACAUUAAUGACACCAUUGUACAGGAUCACACACAACAAACAGACAAUGACUCAUAUGAAGAUGAUGGUGAUUUUUUCAAAGAUAUGUCUUUUUGUAAUGAAAUAAGUCAAACUGACCCUGUUCAUCCAAUGGAUGUUCAGAUGGCUGUGUUUUAUUGUGCUGAUGCUUUCCUGAAGCAGAUGAUUGUGACUAAAUUGUCAAAGUGUCAGUAUGCUGUACCUCUGCUUGUUCCUGAUCCAUUCACGCAACAGAUCAAGUUUCCUCUCUGGACAGUUAGACAAAUCAACAAGAGCUGGAAGAUUAAAAACAGCAACAAUGAGAUCAUCAGUCAAAUCCAGCCAGUGUACAAGGCACAAACGCCAAUGGUGUCUUUUGUCAGGUUUGGCUCUGUGUCCUCAUCCAAGUCUCAGCUGAUGAACAGUCUGAUCAAUGAGAAACACGACACGUUCUUCCACAGGAACUGCCCAGGCAGCAGCGAAACCAGAGUACUGAUGGAUGGAGUGGUGGAGAUCGCCUGGUUCUGCCCAUCUGGAAAAACCACAGAUAAAUUCAAUGACUGUGUUGCAUUCUGUAAUCUACAUGGUGAUGCAGGAGUCCAUGACAAACAGCUGCAGAUCCUCACUGAAAUGGCCUCAGUCAAUGUUGUUCUUCUACCACAACUUCACAAGACUGGCAAAAGCACAACAAUAAUCCAAAACCUGUACAGGAACAGAAAGCCACUCAUUUGUCUUUUUACUGAGGAAGUUUCAGCUCUCAUUGAGACACGGCAAGGAAAAUAUAAAAUUGGGUUGAAAGACAGAAAUCAGUCAGCUGUAUCUGAAGAACUCAGAAGAGCAAUAAAGUAUUGUCUCUUAUCUUCUGGAUCAUCUUUCACUUUCAAACUUGAACAUGUGUCCAAACACUCAGACAUCAGAGUAGAUGAGGAAGAUGAUGAUGAUUGCAGAAAAGGAAAAGAAGCAGCACACCAGAUGAUGAGUUUACUGAGCAAUAAAGAUCUGUCAGAAAUCAAAGAAUCAUUUCUACCCUGUCAGGGGAAUCUGUGGCAUAAAUGGUGUCAGAAAAACAAAGACCUACAUCGACCUCGAGCUGAAAGUGUAGAAAAAGAACUAAAUGAAAAAAAAACACGUAUGAAGGAAAUCCGUGAACUGCAGUAUGAAUCUGUCAUCAGUGAGUUUAUGAAGCUCUUUCUUAAACAAAUGAACUCACAGUCUACAAACAAGAAGUAUUUUCUUAAAUGGCUUGGAAUCCUCCUAGAUGAAUAUACAUCAAAAGACAUUUCUUAUCUUCAUCACAAAUAUGAUGAGAAGUGGUCAGCAGUUUUAAAACUGAAAGAGAAACAUGAUCAAUCUAAGCAAAUGUCAGAUGAACAAGCAAAAUUGGAGAAAAUGUCAAAAAAACUUCAAGCAGCAGCAUUUGGUCUGGAGCACAUCAUGAGGGAGAUUGGUCAGAUCUAUGAAUCAUGUCAACGUGUUAAGAAGAACAAGAAAGACCUGCAGUUUGACUUCUCUUCCCUCCCGAGUCUUGCAGCAGAAAUGAUGAUCUCUGGAUUUCCACUGGAGCUGAUGGAUGGAGAUGCUGCUCAUGUUCCUGUGAUCUGGAUCUCUGCUGUUCUAGAUGAACUCAUCCAGAAACUGGGAGACCUGAGAGUCUUUGUGCUCUCAGUUUUAGGGAUUCAGAGCUCUGGGAAAUCCACCAUGCUGAAUGCCAUGUUUGGACUGCAGUUUGCCGUCAGUGCUGGCAGGUGCACCAGAGGAGCUUUCAUGCAGCUGGUCAGAGUGUCAGACGAGAUGAAAACACAGAUGAACUUUGACUAUAUUCUGGUUGUUGAUACUGAGGGUCUUCGUGCUCUAGAACUGGCUGGAAGAUCAACAAGACACCAUGACAAUGAAUUGGCCACAUUUGUUGUUGGUCUUGCAAAUCUGACAUUGAUCAACAUCUUUGGAGAAAAUCCAGCUGAGAUGCAGGACAUUCUUCAAAUUGUUGUUCAGGCCUUCUUGAGGAUGAAGAAGGUCAGACUGAAUCCCAGCUGCAUGUUUGUGCAUCAGAAUGUUUCAGAUCUCACAGCUGAAGAAAAAAACAUGGACGGAAGGAGACGACUGCAGGAGAAACUGGAUGAGAUGACAAAACUUACUGCUGAAGAGGAAGACUGCGAUGAAAAAUGUUUUAACGAUGUAAUUAAAUUUGAUGUUCAGAAUAAUGUGAAGUAUUUUGCUCAGCUCUGGGAGGGCAGCCCACCCAUGGCUCCACCAAACCCAAACUAUUGUGAGAAUAUUCAAGAACUAAAGGAUUCUAUUAUUUCUCAUGCCUCAAAAUCACAAGGAAUAAUGCUGAUAGACUUAAAAGAUUGUAUUAAAGAUCUCUGGGAUGCUCUACUGAAGGAACAAUUCAUCUUCAGCUUCAGAAAUUCUCUGGAGAUUUCAGCAUACAGGAAACUGGAGAAAGAAUACAGCAAGUGGUCCUGGAGACUUCGUAGUGCCAUGAUGGAAACUGAGAACAAACUACACAACAAAAUAGAAAAUGAAGCAAUUCAUGAGGUUGAGGAAAAUGAUCUUCAAGGGGAACUGAAGGACACAAGUGAAGAAGUGAAAAAGUCAAUGUCAGAAUUCUUUGAAAAAGACAAGGAUGCUACUUUACUAAUUCACUGGAAAACAUCAUUUGAAAUCAAAAUCAAAGAGCUUCAGGAAACAAUGGUGAGAGAAACAAAGAGGAAAUUAAAUGAGAUUCUUCAGCAGCGAGACCUAAAGAAACAGAUUGAUGCUCAGAGGACACAUCAUGAAAAUACUCUAUAUGAAAAGAGCAAAGAACUUGCAUUAAAACUCAAAGACAAAGCAGAAGAUAAAAAAACACUGAAGGAAGUGUUUGAUUUGUUUUGGGAAGAGUGUGUGAAGAAGAUCAUCAGAGACUCUCCUGCAAUCAAAGACAUUGACAUAUUUAGAGAUGUGAGAAGACUCCUCAGUGACAUCUAUGAAAGUAUCCCUGUAGACCCCUGGCAAGAGGGCAAUGCCUACAAGAUUUUCACUGAGUGGAGUUAUUGUGAGUAUGUUAAUAUCAAUAAGCAAAGUGGUUUUAGAGAGGCUUACAGAAAAGUUAAUGAUACAUUUGGACAAGUUCAAACUCUGGCUGUUGAGGAUGAAGUCCAAAUUAGAUCAUUAGUCACAGAUGUUGUUCAGCAGACAGAGAAAAUUAUUCAGUCAUUCAACAUUUCAAAGAUUGGCUACAAUAUCAGCUGCAUUCAACAACUCACAGAUUACAUCAAUAGGAGAGUAACAGAACAUCAGAAAGAACAAGUGAAAUAUGUGUUCAAGAAAAAAUUCUUCAUGGACUUGGUUCUUUCAAUCUGUAAGAAAGCAAACGAGAUGAUCACUGACCAACACAGAAUGUUUAAGGAAGCCAAUGAUCCUGUUCUCUAUUUGGAGAAGAAGAGAGAUGAGUACUUUAGUAUUUUCCAGAAAUACUGUCAUGGAGCGGCAUCAGCUGCUAUUUUUGGUGAGAUCAUCUGUCAGAAACUGAAAGAGCCCAUUGAGCAUAGUGUCUACAAGAAGACUGCCAGAGAUCUGACAGAUGAAAUGAGAACAAACUGUGAAUCACUGAAUGGAAACAGAUCAAAUCUGGAGAAACACAUCCUGAAGACACUGGCAGAAGAGGAGGAUUUUGUCAGUUACACUGACUACAUUAAUUAUCCCAGACAUCACUUCAAGAGUUUCAUUAGAAAUGCAGUCAGUCAGUACAUCACUGAUAAUUUCAGUGCUCGCGUUUUGCCAAAGAUGAAUAGGCAUAUUAAUCUCCUGCACCAGAAGAUAAUGAAAGUAGCACAUGAAUCUACUGAACAUGUCCAAGUGACCAGUGGAGAUGUUGGUUUGUGGUUGAAGAAUUUCACACAGCAGCUCUCAGAUGUGCUGAUCUUCUCUGAAAAAGACCUCAGUGGAGUGAAACUUGAAGAUGUUGAUGAUUUCAAACUCCUAGAAGACAUUAUAAGGAAAGAACUGGCUGCUAUAAUGUCUGACAUCAGCAGUAGAUUCAACACAAAGACUUUUCUUGUAAAUCUGGACUGUAAAGACAGACCACAUGAGGCUUUGAAUGAUCACUUCAGUCAGUGCUGUUGGGUCAAGUGUCCAUUCUGUGGUGCCACCUGCACCAACACCAUAGAAAACCAUGAUGGAUAUCACAGUGUUCCUUUCCAUCGUAGUAUUGGACUGAGUGGCAUUCAUUAUAGCAAUACAUCUAACUUGUGUACUCAUAUCUGUACAUCAGCAGUAGCAAACAGCAAUAUAUAUUUUUAUCCUGUUGGAUCAGAUGAUAAAGUCCCCUGGAGAGAAUAUAGAAAAGCAGGAGGAGAUUAUGCAAAGUGGAGCAUCAUCCCUGACCUUUCUGAACUGCCCUACUGGAAGUGGUUUGUGUGUAGAUUCCAGAAAGAUCUUGAAAGGUACUACAAUAAAACCUUUGGGGGACAGGGUGAGAUUCCAGAUGAAUGGAGAAAAUACACAAAACAGGAAGCUUUUGAGAGUUUGGAUAAAUACAUUUAACUCUUACCCCACCAUUGACUGAUUCUAUUGCAAUACGGUAGGCACAUCCUGAUUUUGUAGAGUUAGACGCGUUCCAGGGUCAACAUAUUCUGUUGAUCCUGGAACAACAUUCCUGUCCAAAAAUUUAAUGUUAACCAUAUCCUAACACUUAAACCUAACCCAACCCAUAACUUAUCCCUAAAAUCAGAGGGAAAUGAUAGGUGAAUAACACUGAUGUAGAAGCACCUAACCCUGGUUGUAAGUCUAAACUGUAAACUUGUCCCUCAGAUCUGACUGGUUGACUGGAAUGUUGAUCCAGGAUCAACAAAGAUGCUGAUCCAGGAACAUGUUGCACUUGGUGAAAUCACAUUUUGCAUAUGGAUAUUUUGCAUUUUAUGCAUCUUCUGAAA
Messenger RNA from Ctenopharyngodon idella (grass carp), 9226 nucleotides. RefSeq names its product interferon-induced very large GTPase 1-like. The record is from RefSeq and is a predicted model, not a curated record. NCBI's taxonomy places the organism in Eukaryota, Metazoa, Chordata, Actinopteri, Cypriniformes, Xenocyprididae. Gene Ontology annotation, molecular function: GTP binding. The coding region runs from base 4122 to 8837 and encodes 1571 amino acids. The transcript has 2 exons.